AUGUCCGCUAAUAGUAGUUUCAUUAUCAGCAAUAAAAGUGCUACCCAAACUCCGUGUGUUGAUAUCAACGAAUAUCUUUGGAUGAAUCAUUCCGACUUAACGUCUUUAUUACCAACAAUGAUCUUUUUUUUUGCCAUCUACGGACUUAUUAUCAUAUUUGGUGUUCUUGGUAAUACAUUAGUUAUAUUAUCAUUGAUACGACACAAAUCACUACAGUCAGUUCGUAAUCUGUUUAUUAUCAGCCUAUCAGUGACAGAUAUAAUCAUUUCGAUUGUUUCCGGAACAGUAACACCAAUUACAGCCUUUAGCAAAAUAUGGAUUUUUGGUGAAUUGCUUUGUUACUUCAUACCUUUAAUACAAGGUGCAAGUUUAUGCUUUUCUUCAUUAACUCUCACUGCUAUAGCUAUUGAUCGUUAUAUUUUAAUUAUUUUUCCUACAAAAAGACCAAUUCAAAAACGGCAAGCAAUAAAAAUAAUUGGUCUGGAUUUUGCUUUGGCAACAGCGAUAUCGUUGCCUAUGUUCAUUAAGCAAAGAUUUAUCAAAUACGAGAAUUUUUGUGGCCAAUUUUGCACCGAAGAUUGGAGCUCUGAUAACAUGGGCCGCAGUAUUUAUGACAACCUUAUUCAAGAAACAAACGUUUUACCGACAACAAGUACUAAAACGACGUUUACGUACGAAUCGUAUGUUAAUUGCAAUGGUUGGCGUGUUUGUUUGCUGUUGGAUGCCAGCUGUUGUCUUUAA
Brugia malayi is the source of this 741-nucleotide messenger RNA. RefSeq lists its product as uncharacterized. The record is from RefSeq and is a predicted model, not a curated record. Gene Ontology annotation, biological process: G protein-coupled receptor signaling pathway. Lineage: Eukaryota; Metazoa; Nematoda; Chromadorea; Rhabditida; Onchocercidae. Gene Ontology annotation, cellular component: neuron projection; plasma membrane. The transcript has 5 exons. Gene Ontology annotation, molecular function: neuropeptide receptor activity; neuropeptide binding. The coding region runs from base 1 to 741 and encodes 246 amino acids.